Molecule: messenger RNA, 387 nt
Organism: Xyrichtys novacula (pearly razorfish)
Lineage: Eukaryota; Metazoa; Chordata; Actinopteri; Labriformes; Labridae
Source: the annotation of a GenBank genome assembly
AUGGAUGUAAUCCACUUUCAAGCUCAGAAACACUCCCCUCUCUUUAAAUCUCUCUCUCCCUCCUUAUCGGGACACACUCCACUCCCUCUCAUCAUGAAAUGCAGGAACACAGCUCCAUGUUUUAUUGCUUGCACGACCCCAGAAAUGAUUAACAACCCUUGUCUGGUAACAAUUCAUCAUGUCAGUGCCAGGGAGGAGGAUGAGACAGUAAUGAAAUGUCCAAUAUCAACACACACCACUACAGACCAACACAGCAACCGCUCCCACUGGGUCAAGCCUCCAUUCUCCCAUCAGCUCGGCUCCAGGUGCAUUUGUUCUGACCUUGGAGUCCCUCUGCUCCACAGUUUCCAUGGUAACGCCGAUGCAAUGGGCUCUUCCUGGAGCUGA